GCGGCGGUUGCGAGCGGAGCCUGGGAGGUGGAGAAGGCUGUCGUUGCCUUGGCCGUCGCAUCCCCGAGGGAGUCGUGUCGGCGCCACCCCGGCCCCCGAGCCCGCAGAUUGCCCACCGAAGCUCGUGUGUGCACCCCCGAUUCCGCCAGCCACUCGCCCCUGGCCUCGCGGGCCGUGUCUCCGGCAUCAUGUGUGGUAUAUUUGCUUACUUAAACUACCAUGUUCCUCGAACGAGACGAGAAAUCUUGGAGACCCUAAUCAAAGGCCUUCAGAGACUGGAGUACAGAGGAUAUGAUUCUGCUGGUGUGGGAGUUGAUGGAGGCAAUGACAAAGAUUGGGAAGCCAAUGCCUGCAAAAUCCAGCUUAUUAAGAAGAAAGGAAAAGUUAAGGCACUGGAUGAAGAAGUUCACAAGCAACAAGAUAUGGAUUUGGAUAUAGAAUUUGAUGUACACCUUGGAAUAGCUCAUACCCGUUGGGCAACACAUGGAGAACCCAAUCCUGUCAAUAGCCACCCCCAGCGCUCUGAUAAAAAUAAUGAAUUUAUUGUUAUUCACAAUGGAAUCAUCACCAACUACAAAGACUUGAAAAAGUUUUUGGAAAGCAAAGGCUAUGACUUCGAAUCUGAAACAGAUACAGAGACAAUUGCCAAGCUCGUUAAGUAUAUGUAUGACAAUCAGGAAAGUCAAGAUACCAGCUUUACUACUUUGGUGGAGAGAGUUAUCCAACAAUUGGAAGGUGCUUUUGCACUCGUAUUUAAAAGUGUUCAUUUUCCUGGGCAAGCAGUCGGCACAAGGCGAGGUAGCCCUCUGUUGAUUGGUGUACGGAGUGAACAUAAACUUUCUACUGAUCACAUUCCUAUACUCUACAGAACAGGCAAAGACAAGAAAGGAAGCUGCAAUCUCUCUCGUGUGGACAGCACAACCUGCCUUUUCCCAGUGGAAGAAAAAGCAGUGGAGUAUUACUUUGCUUCUGAUGCAAGUGCUGUCAUAGAACACACCAAUCGCGUCAUCUUUCUAGAAGAUGAUGAUGUUGCAGCAGUAGUGGAUGGACGUCUUUCUAUCCAUCGAAUUAAACGAACUGCAGGAGAUCACCCCGGACGAGCUGUGCAAACACUCCAGAUGGAACUCCAGCAGAUCAUGAAGGGCAACUUCAGUUCAUUUAUGCAGAAGGAAAUAUUUGAGCAGCCAGAGUCUGUUGUGAACACAAUGAGAGGAAGAGUCAACUUUGAUGACUAUACUGUGAAUUUGGGUGGUUUGAAGGAUCACAUAAAGGAGAUCCAGAGAUGCCGGCGUUUGAUUCUUAUUGCUUGUGGCACAAGUUACCAUGCUGGUGUAGCAACACGUCAAGUUCUCGAGGAGCUGACUGAGUUGCCCGUGAUGGUGGAACUAGCAAGUGACUUCCUGGACAGAAACACACCAGUCUUUCGAGAUGAUGUUUGCUUUUUCCUUAGUCAAUCAGGUGAGACAGCAGAUACCUUGAUGGGUCUUCGGUACUGUAAGGAGAGAGGAGCUUUAACUGUGGGGAUCACAAACACAGUUGGCAGCUCUAUAUCACGGGAGACAGAUUGUGGAGUUCACAUUAAUGCUGGUCCUGAGGUUGGUGUGGCCAGUACAAAGGCUUAUACCAGCCAGUUUGUAUCCCUUGUGAUGUUCGCCCUUAUGAUGUGUGAUGAUCGGAUCUCCAUGCAAGAAAGACGCAAAGAGAUCAUGCUUGGAUUGAAACGGCUGCCUGAUUUGAUUAAGGAAGUACUGAGCAUGGAUGAUGAAAUUCAGAAACUAGCAACAGAACUUUAUCAUCAGAAGUCAGUUCUGAUAAUGGGACGAGGCUAUCAUUAUGCUACUUGUCUUGAAGGGGCACUGAAAAUCAAAGAAAUUACUUACAUGCACUCUGAAGGCAUCCUUGCUGGUGAACUGAAACAUGGCCCUCUGGCUUUGGUGGAUAAAUUGAUGCCUGUGAUCAUGAUCAUCAUGAGAGAUCACACUUACGCCAAGUGUCAGAAUGCUCUUCAGCAAGUGGUUGCUCGGCAGGGGCGGCCUGUGGUAAUUUGUGAUAAGGAGGAUACUGAGACCAUUAAAAACACAAAAAGAACGAUCAAGGUGCCCCACUCGGUGGACUGCUUGCAGGGCAUUCUCAGCGUGAUCCCUUUACAGUUGCUGGCUUUCCACCUUGCUGUGCUGAGAGGCUAUGAUGUUGAUUUCCCACGGAAUCUUGCCAAAUCUGUGACUGUAGAGUGA
Piliocolobus tephrosceles (Ugandan red Colobus) is the source of this 2234-nucleotide messenger RNA. RefSeq names its product glutamine--fructose-6-phosphate aminotransferase [isomerizing] 1. The coding region runs from base 189 to 2234 and encodes 681 amino acids. Gene Ontology annotation, molecular function: carbohydrate derivative binding; L-glutamine:D-fructose-6-phosphate transaminase (isomerizing) activity. The record is from RefSeq and is a predicted model, not a curated record. NCBI's taxonomy places the organism in Eukaryota, Metazoa, Chordata, Mammalia, Primates, Cercopithecidae. Gene Ontology annotation, biological process: protein N-linked glycosylation; fructose 6-phosphate metabolic process; UDP-N-acetylglucosamine metabolic process. The transcript has a single exon.